AUGCCAGGGCUGGUCAGGAAACCCUUUGAAUGUAUGGAGUGUGGAAAGAGCUUCUCUGAGAGUGGAACACUUAGAAAACAUCAACGAACUCACACGGGGGAGAAACCAUUUCAAUGUAUGGAGUGUGGAAAGAACUUCUUUCAAAGUGAAACGCUUAGAAAAGAUCAACGAACUCACACGGGGGAGAAACCAUUUGAAUGCAUCGAAUGUGGAAAGAGCUUCAGUCGUAGUGCAGACCUUAGAGUACAUCAACGAACUCACACAGGGGAGAAACCCUUUAAAUGUAAGGAGUGUGGAAAGGGCUUCAGUCAAAGUGGAGCCCUUAGCAGACAUCAACUAACUCACACGGGGGAGAAACCAUUUAAAUGUACUGAAGGUGGAAAGAACUUCUUUCAAAGUGAAACGCUUAGAAAAGAUCAACGAACUCACACGGGGGAGAAACCAUUUGAAUGCAUCGAAUGUGGAAAGAGCUUCAGUCGUAGUGCAGACCUUAGAGUACAUCAACGAACUCACACAGGGGAGAAACCCUUUAAAUGUAAGGAGUGUGGAAAGGGCUUCAGUCAAAGUGGAGCCCUCAGCAGACAACAACGAACUCACACGGGGGAGAAACCAUUUAAAUGCAUUGAAUGUGGAAAGAACUUCAGUGAAAGUGGAGCCCUUAGAAUACAUCAACGAAUUCACACGGGGGAGAAACCAUAUAAAUGUACUGAAGGUGGAAAGAACUUCUUUCAAAGUGAAACGCUUAGAAAAGAUCAACGAACUCACACGGGGGAGAAACCAUUUAAAUGCAUUGAAUGUGGUAAGAGCUUCAGUCGAAGUGGAGCCCUUAGAAGACACCAACGAACUCACACGAGGGAGAAACCAUUUAAAUGUACUGAAGGUGGAAAGAACUUCUUUCAAAGUGAAACACUUAGAAUACACCAACGAACUCACAUGGGGGAGAAACCAUAUAAAUGCAUUGAAUGUGGAAAGAACUUCACUGAAAGUGGAGGCCUUAGAAAACAUCAACGAAUUCACACGGGGGAGAAACCAUUUAAAUGCAUUGAAUGUGGAAAGAACUUCAGUCGAAAUGGAAACCUUAGAAAACAUCAACAAACUCACACGGGGGAGAAACCAUUUAAAUGCAUUGAAUGUGGAAAGAACUUCAUUGAAAGUGGAGCCCUUAGAAUACAUCAAAGAACUCACAUGGGGGAGAAACCAUUUAAAUGCAUUGAAUGUGGAAAGAACUUCAUUGAAAGUGGAGCCCUUAGAAAACAUCAACGAAUUCACACGGGGGAGAAACCAUAUAAAUGCAUUGAAUGUGGAAAGAACUUCACUGAAAGUGGACACCUUAGAAGACAUCAACGAACUCACACGGGGGAGAAACCAUUUAAAUGCAUUGAAUGUGGAAAGGGCUUCAGUUGUACUGGAGCACUUAGAUAUCAUCAACGAAUUCACACAGGGGAGAAACCAUUUAAAUGUAUAGAGUGUGGAGAAAGCUUCUUUUACAAUGGAAGACUUAGGAUACAUCAGCGAACUCACACGGGGGAGAAACCAUUUAAAUGCAUUGAAUGUGGAAGGAGCUUCAGUCAAAAUGGAGCACUUAGAAAACAUCAACGAACUCACAUGGGGCAGAAACCAUUUGAAUGCAUCGAAUGUGGAAGGAGCUUCAGUUGUACUGGAGCACUUAGAUAUCAUCAACGAAUUCACACAGGGGAGAAACCAUUUAAAUGUAUAGAGUGUGGAGAAAGCUUCUUUUACAAUGGAAGACUUAGGAUACAUCAGCGAACUCACACGGGGGAGAAACCAUUUAAAUGCAUUGAAUGUGGAAGGAGCUUCAGUCAAAAUGGAGCACUUAGAAAACAUCAACGAACUCACACGGGGGAGAAACCAUUUAAAUGUGUUGAAUGUGGAACGAGCUUCAGUCGAAAUGGAACACUUAGAAGACAUCAACGAACUCACACGGGGGAGAAACCAUUUGAAUGCAUUGAAUGUGGAAAGAGCUUCAGUCAGAUUUCAGCACUUAGAGUACAUCAACGAACUCACAUGCAGCAGAAACCAUAUAAAUGCAUUGAAUGUGGAAAGAACUUCACUGAAAGUGGAGCCCUUAGAAGACAUCAACGAACUCACACGGGGGAGAAACCAUUUAAUUGUUUUGAAUGUGGGAAAAACUUCAGUGUAAGUGACACACUUAGAAAACAUCAACGAACUCACACGGGGGAGAAACCAUUUCAAUGUUUGGAGUGUGGAAAGAACUUCAGCCAAAGUGGACACCUUAGGAAACAUCAGCUAACUCACACAGGAAGAGAACCACAGAUGUAGGGAAUGUGGAAAGAGCAUGAGGGAGUGGAGACCUUCAUAUUCAUAAGCGCAUUCACUGGUGAAAAGCCUUAUAAAUGUAUGCAGGGUUCCACUCAAGGCUUACUCUUACAAGAAACUCAUAAAGGGGGAAAUAAAUUUUAAAUACAUGGAACCCCUGUGAUGUUCUGGUGUUUGUAUUCAAAUUUGUAUACACAUAUAUAUGUAUUAAAGUAAUGAAGGUCACAUAUACUAAAUGUAGAAAAGAAGUUGCAAGUUGUUGCUAGAUAAACGGGGCGAGAGUGUGAAUCUGGAA
This is a messenger RNA of Lacerta agilis (Sand lizard), 2593 nucleotides long. RefSeq names its product zinc finger protein 850-like. Gene Ontology annotation, molecular function: RNA polymerase II cis-regulatory region sequence-specific DNA binding; DNA-binding transcription factor activity. The record is from RefSeq and is a predicted model, not a curated record. NCBI's taxonomy places the organism in Eukaryota, Metazoa, Chordata, Lepidosauria, Squamata, Lacertidae. Gene Ontology annotation, biological process: regulation of transcription by RNA polymerase II. The transcript is spliced from 4 exons. Bases 1 to 2301 code for a protein of 766 amino acids.